UUGGACGGCACGUGGAACGGUCCGAAAGAGACGAACGAGACGACAGAGAACAAGGAGAAGAAUAUCAGUCGACUAGAUAUAUCGGCAAGCGACGGUCACGAACCUCGGAUCAUGGACGGCACAAUGAUCAGCGGACGUCAGUACUACGAGAUCCCGCCUGCGGGCCAAGCGAUCACGACUUCCUACAAAGGCAACCGGCGGUUCGAUCCCGACUACGGACUCAACUACGGGCACCACAGCUACGCUAUCGAACAGAAAGACUACCGGGCGGCCCGGGCAGUCUCUGGCAGUGGCCUUGGGCCAGCGGGUGCAAGGCAAUCGCUGUCAGCGCUGGACGACAAACGUGCCAACGAAAUUCGACAUGGCGUCUACGCACACGUUUUCCUGGAUGUCAAAAAUAGCAGCAAAUCAGAAGCUCCCCCCACGCCUCAUUUAUUAUCGAUCCCGAGCCUUUCUUUCCAAGUGGAUCCGGACCCAACGGAGGCUGCUUUAGGAAGCGUCGUCCAGACGUGGAAAUCCGAGAUCUUUUCUCUAGUGUCUAUAGCUCUUGACACCGCGGGCACGCUUCUGGCAAGACCGGCAGAUACGGAUAGGCACUCGGCCUACGGCCUACUGCAGGAGAUUCCAGCCCGACUGAACAAGCCACUUCCUACGAUGCCGUCAAGUUCUUCCGGUUGGUUUGUCCUCAAGAUUACGUCCCCACGAGAUCCUCCUGCCCAGGCUGGGCGGGGCGGAGACAGAGUUACUUGUCACUUCUGA
Colletotrichum abscissum is the source of this 759-nucleotide messenger RNA. RefSeq lists its product as uncharacterized. The record is from RefSeq and is a predicted model, not a curated record. The transcript is spliced from 2 exons. The annotation marks the transcript as partial. NCBI's taxonomy places the organism in Eukaryota, Fungi, Ascomycota, Sordariomycetes, Glomerellales, Glomerellaceae.